AUGGACUUCCAGCAGCAGCAGCAGCAGCAACAGCAGCAGCAGCAAAAAAACAAACACUCAGUGCAGCAGCAGCAGCAGCAGCAGCAGCAGCAGCAGCAGCAGCAGCAGCAGCUGCAGCAGCAGCAGCAGCAGCAGCAGCAGCAGCAGCAGCAGCAGCAGCAGCAGCAGCGGCAGCAGCAGCAGCAGCAGCAGCAGCAGCAGCGGGGGAGGGGGGAGGCGGGGGGGCGGCGCAGCAGCAGCUUCGAGAGCAGCAGCAGGGCGGCGGCGGAAGCUGCUGCUGCUGCUGCUGCUGCAGCAGCAGCAGCAGCAGAGGAGAAGCGGAUUCUCGAAGUUGCUGCUGGGGGCCGCGGGCUGGGCUUUGAGUGGAGGGCGGACGGGUCUGCUGCUGCUGCGGGGGCAGCAGCAGCAGCAGCAACUGCAGCAGCAGCAGAACGCGCAGCAGCAGCAGCAGCAGCAGCAGCAGCAGACGCAGCCACCUGCUACGGCCACAAGUGCGAGCUGCCGCCUGCUGUUGCUGCCAGCGUCCGCAUUGGAGUGCAGGGAAUGUUUGCUGCUGAGUUGACUGCAGCACAAGAAGCAGCAGCAGCAGCAGCAGCAGCAGGAGACGGCGCCUCCGGUGCUGCUGCUGCUGCUGCUGCUGUCGACGCUGCUCUCGAGCACCUCGUCGAGGCGCCCCCCGCUCCGCCCUGGGCGGAAGCAGCAGCAGCAGCAGAGCAGCAGCAGCAGCAGCAGCAGCAGCAGCAGCAGCAGCACGGCCGCUGGGGGCCCCUCUUCGCGCUGCGCCGCAAGAAGCCUUUUGCUGCUGCUGUUGAGGGCUCCGCAGUCUCUCUUUGCUGGGAGCCUCCGCAGCUUUCUGCUGCUGCUGCUGCUGCUGCUGCUGCUGCUGCUGCUGCUGCUGCUGCUGCUGACGGCUCGCCGCUGUCCGCAGCGCCGACCGCAGCGCCGCCGCCCGCCGCAGCCGCUGCUGCUGCUGCUGCUGCUGCUGCUGCUGCUGCUGCUGCAGCGGGGCCCCGGCCUUUGCUGCAGCUGGCAGCAGCAAAACGAGAAGCAACUUUUCCCUCAGUUUUAUUUUUAGUUUGCGAUGGCCAUGACACUCACGAAGCUGCUGCUUUCGUCUCCAAGGCGCUGCCGCUGCUGGCCUUCAAGCGGCUGCCGCAGCAGCUGCUGCUGCUGCAGCAGCAGCAAAUCCACACAGCAGCAAGGACUCUCUUCGCAGACUUGGACGCCCUCAUGAGGCGACGUGCUGCUGUCCUCAGCCGGACUUAUCCGGAAGCAGCAGGAAGCGGCAGCUGCCUCAUUGCUGCUCUGCUGCAGGGCCCCCAUUUGUUUACUUUUAAUUUGGGCGACUGCGGCGCCGCUUUUAUUUCUUUUGACAUUCGAGCUGCUGCAGCUCGCAACCUCAGCAGCAAACAGAAGAACCGCCCUGCUGCUGCUGCUGCUGCUGCUGCUCCUGCUGCUGCUGCGGAGUCUGCAGCAACGCCUGCAGCCCACAGCGCUGCUGCUGCUGCUGCUGCUGCUGCUGCUGCGCCUCUGGGGGGCGCUGCGUCGGAGGGCGACUUGCAGCGGAUCCAGGAGCAGCAGCAGCACGAGCAGCAGCAGCAGCAGCAGGAAGAGACUGCAGCAGCAGCAGCAGCAGCAGGAACAAUAGGGGUUUGGGACUACAGAGAAUUCGCCUUUAAGCCUCUAGCAGGCGGGCAAAGCAACCCGGGAGCAGCAGGAACACUUUCGGAUUUGCUGCUGCAGCAGCAGCAGCCUCCAGCAGCAGAGUGCCCCUGCAACAUCAGCAGCAGCAGCAGCAGCAGCAGGAACCCGCUGGGGAAGUUGGGGUGUUGCUGCAGCAGCAGCAGCAUCAGCAACAGCAGCACAAUGCCGGUCAGCCGCUCCGCGCCUGCGCUGCAGCAGCAGCAGCAGCAGCAACUGCUGCUGCAGCAGCAGCAGCGCCGCAACAACCACGGCAGCCGCAGCAGCAGCAGCAGCAACCUGAAGCGGGAGCACUCCUUCUUUGGCCUAGACGCCUUAGAAACAGCAGCGCCCCCCAGCCGCUGGCUGCAAGCCCCCUCGCAGCAGCAGCAGCAGCAGCAGCAGCAGCCGCAGCAGCAGCAGCAGCAGCUGCUGCUGCAGCCGCAGCAGCAGCAGCAGCAGGUGCCGCGGCUGGGGCUUGCUGCUGCUGGGGGCCGCGGGAGCGCCUCCGAGCUGCUGUCGGGGAUCAGCAGCAGCAGCAGCAUCAGCAGCAUCCACAGCAGCAGCAGACUUUCGCUGCGGCUGAUUCCGAGCUGCAGCAAACUGUCUCAUUCCGACAGCACUUCUUCUGUGGGGACUUACAGCAGCAGCAGCAGCAGCAGCAGCUGCUGCAGCGGCAGCAGCAUCAACUUCCAGUGGCUCUCCAGGCAGCUGCGCUGCGGCUGCCCCUCCGAAGACAAACGCAUCCGUGCUCUCGGGGUGAGCAUUGUGGGGAACAAGAUGGCGGGGCAGCUGGAGCCCACGAGGUCCAUUGGAGACUUUGAUGUUAAAGAUCGUUUGCCUCCUCGAGCUUUGUCAAUAGAACCUGAGAUUGGAAUUUAUUCCAUUUCUUCGCUCUUUGCUGCUGCUGCUGCUCCUGCUGCUGCUGCUGCUGCUCCUGCUGCUGCUGCUGCGGGGCCUGCAGCCGCGGCGGGUGCCGCAGCAGGCGCUGCUGCUGCAGCUCCUCCCGGCGCCGCUGCAGCGGGAGCCCCUGCAGCAGCAGCAGCAGCAGCGCCUGCUGCAGCAGCAGCAGCAGCAGCAGCAGCAGCGCCUGCGGGCUCUCCCAACUGCGGGCUGCUGCUGCUGGCCACUGACGGAGUUUGGGAUUUUGUGCAGCCGCAAGAAAUAUUAAAAUGUCUGCAGCAAAUAAAACCCUUGUGGCGGGCGCUGGAGGCAGCAGCAAAGCGGGAGACGGAGCUGCUGCUGCAGCAGCAAAAGGCGCAGCAGCAGCAGCAGCUCGUCAUGCAGCAGCAGCAGCAGCAGCUCCUGAUGCAGCAGCAGCAGCAGCAGCAGCAGCAGCAGCAGCAGCCGCAGCUGCAGCAGCUGCCAGCAGCAAGCAUUGGACGCAGAGUCGCGAGUGCUGGAGACUUCACUUCAUUCCUUCGCUCCUCGCUGGGCAGCAGCAGCAGCAACAACAGGCUGCUGCAGCCUCCCCCGCAGCAGCAGCAGCAGCAGCAGCAAGCGCAGCAGCAGCAGGCGCAGCAGCCGCCAGUGCUGCAGCAGCAGCAGCAGCCAGUGCAGCAGCAGCAGCAGCAGCAGCAGCAGCAAUCCAUUCCUUCUGGACUGAAACGCAUUACGAGCUGGAGGCGGCUGCUGCCGUCGCAGAGCCACGGGUCGCAGCUGAGCAGCAGCAGCAGCAGCAGCAACCUGAGCAGCAGCAGCCCGAGCGCAGCAGCAGCAACACUGACACAGCUCUGCAGCACAAUUGUUAAAAAAGCAAGAAAGAAUGGAUCAACAGAUGACUGCAGCUGCAUUGCUGCUUUUAUUUAUGCUGUGGGGAGCGAGGAAGCAGCAGCAGCAACAGCAGCAGCAACAGCAGCAGCAGCAAACGCUGCGGCUGCGGAGGUGACUGCUGCGGCCGCAGCAGCAAACGCUGCAGCAGCAGCAGCAGCAGCAGCAAGGCCCGGAAGAGCUCGCGGGGAUAAUGAGCCCCUCUGGCAGCCAGAAGAGGCGUGA
Messenger RNA from Eimeria necatrix, 3675 nucleotides. RefSeq lists its product as hypothetical. NCBI's taxonomy places the organism in Eukaryota, Apicomplexa, Conoidasida, Eucoccidiorida, Eimeriidae. Bases 1 to 3675 code for a protein of 1224 amino acids. The record is from RefSeq and is a predicted model, not a curated record. The transcript has 6 exons.